GGUCGAUAUAAAGCUAGGGCCAGAACCGAAAGCGGUUUAAAUCCCGGCAGAAUAUAAGACGUCUAUAUCGAAUCCUCCCUCGAUCUCUGUAAACAUGACUGCACUCGGUCAAGCUUUGUCUAAUCCCAAACCCAUCAUGCGAAACUGCACGCAUGGCAGUAGGAAUGAGGUUUCGGUACUGGUCAUCAACACCGGAGGAACAAUCGGAAUGAAGAGUCAUGGUGACGUCCUCGAACCGGAGGAUAAUGUGUUUGUGGAGGGCCUGCGAAAGCUGACCACCUUCCAUGAUGAGCGAUAUGCCGAGGAAACGUGCGUGUAUGACUUCUACGGUAACAGGGACAAAACACUAGUCCUGCCGGCGUACAAGGACAAUAAACGGGUAGUGUACACCUUUCUAGAGUACAGCCCCUUACUUGAUUCCUCCAACAUGACGACCGAGGACUGGGCGAAAAUCGGGAAGGACAUCGAAAAAAACUACGAGGGCUACGAUGGCUUUGUGAUCCUCCACGGCACGGACACCAUGGCCUACACGGCCUCCGCCCUGUCCUUCAUGUGUGACCACCUGGGCAAGCCCGUCAUCCUCACUGGCUCCCAGGUGCCAAUUUAUGAAAUAAGGAGCGAUGGCAGGGACAACCUGCAGGGGGCGCUGCUUUUGGCUGGUCUGUUUCACAUUCCGGAGGUAUGCCUGUACUUCCGCAACAAACUGUACAGGGGAAACCGCGUCACCAAAGUGGACGCUGGAAGUUUCGAUGCCUUCACCUCCCCUAACCUGUCCCCCCUGGCCAACUUGGACGUGGAUAUAACAAUCAACUGGGACACGGUGUGGAGAGCCAACCGCUCCAACAAGUUCGCCGUGAACACAGGGCUGAACCGCAACGUGGGCCUGCUGAGGCUGUUCCCUGGCAUCACCGCGGCAACCGUGAGGUCGUUCCUGCAGCCGCCCAUGGAGGGCGUGGUCCUGGAGACCUACGGCACCGGGAACGCCCCCGACAACCGCCCCGACCUCCUGGCCGAGAUGAAGAAGGCCACCGACCGCGGCGUGAUCAUCAUCAACACCACCCAGUGCCUGAGGGGCACCGUGUCCAAGGUCUACGCCACAGGCGAGGUGCUGUAUAAAGCGGGGCUGCUGCCCGGCGUGGACAUGACCCCAGAGGCGGUCCUCUCCAAGCUCUCUUAUGUGUUGGCCAUUGAAGGUCUGGACCUGCAGACCAAAAAGAAGAUGAUGGCCGAGAACCUGCGAGGGGAGAUGAUGGCAGACCUGGCGGGAGCCAAGCUCAACCUGCGUGAUAGCCGCUUCAUCCAGGUCAUCGCCAAGUCGCUCAGCAUCAGCUGCAGGGAGGAGCUGGUAGCCAUCCGCGACGCCCUGACCCCCCCGCUGGCCUGCGCCGCCGCCAAGAUCGGAGACGUGGAGGCCCUGAAAUCCAUCCAGGAAAUGGGGAGUAACCUGAGUGUGGGCGACUACGACGGACGCACACCGCUGCACAUCGCUGCGAGUGAGGGCCACCUGAAGGUUGUCCAGUACCUCCUGGACCAGGGGUCCACCAUCCACAGCCGGGAUCGCUACGGCGAAACACCCCUGUCUAACGCAGUGCGCUUUAGACGCAAAGACAUUGUGAUGGUCCUGCGGAAGGGCGGAGCCCACCUGUCCCGAGAGCAGCUGGCCGUCUCGGGCACAGAGCUGUGCAGCCUAGCAGCUAACGGAGACCUGGAUGGUCUGCAGAUCUGGAACCUAGCCGGGGCCGAUCUGAACACCCCCGGGUACGACGGACAGACGGCCCUUUCAGUGGCAACGGGGGCUGGCAAGUUGGAGGCCGUCGCGCUUAUUAAUCGCCUCCUGAGUGCCAGGGAUCAGGACAAGUAGGAUGAUGGUAAUGAUGGUGACGGGGGUGAGAGGGGGAUCAAGCCCAGCGCCCCCCCGGAGGGAUGCUAGACCCGGGAGGGCUCCUACGCCAGCCAGGCUCACUCACUGCCCUCCCCUGAGCGCCGCCAUCACCUCCACUCCAAAGAUCCAGCGAGUCCUGCCGCUUCAGCGCUUCCUCGUUUCCUUUGUCACGCGCAUCUCCGUACGCCACCAAACACGACCCCCUGUGGACCUUUAUUUCUGGCUGCACUUUAACCCGAUGUUAUGUGUGUGUGUUGUUUUUUUAUGAUCAUCUAUUGUAUGUUCUUGUAAAUUUUGUUUUACCACGUGUCUGUACAAGGCAAUCAGGGAAUCUGCUGUCAAUGGCUCAAAAAGAUGAGAACUUGAUGAAGAAAUUGACGCGCUUUGUCUGGGAAUCUGUAUCCCACCUGCUGUUUAAGACAUCCGCUGUCCAAAGACCGUCCCAUAUGGGGGGUUAUGAAUUAAUGUCUGUCGUUAGUUUGUGUUAACUUACUAGCAUUGAAUACGAGAUUGAAUCGUUGAAUAUUGUGAAAUGGAAAGACAGCAUAUACAUGCAAACGUCCACUUCGUCUAUCUGGUAUUUGCUGAUUCGAAAACGUGUGUGUGUGUGUGUGUGUGUGUGUGUGUGUGUGUGUGUGUGUGUGUGUGUGUGUGUGUGUGUGUGUGUGUGUGUGUGUGUGUGUGUGUGUGUGUGUGUGUGUGUGUGUGUGUGUGUGUGUGUGUGUGUGUGUGUGUGUGUGUGUGUGUGCUUUAUUAAAUGGCUACACUUGCACUUGAGAUUCUUGAACGUUUGUUUCCGGCCUUCGGUAUGCUUCUGCUGAACUAAUUGCGCGCUGUGCUAGACUUCUGGACUUUAAACUGAAGAGGAGUUGUUAUAAUUGCAGCGCUUCAUUAGCACUUUUGAUCAUUGUUAGUACUCAAAGCCAAUGUUAAAGUAGUUAUUAAAACUGUUGCAACCGGGGCCGGGUUGAGGGGCCGACGGUCGCCCCUUUUCCUGGCUUCCCUGGAGUUUGUUCUCCCUGUCUUCCCUGUAUCCUCCCGUUUCCUUAUCGUCUCUGCUGUCGCGCGUUGGGUCGGACUGUGGGAGUCUUGUCUUGACUCAGGUCCAGUGGCUCUUCUCUGGGUGUUAUGUUUCUUCUGUUUGGUCCCAGUCCCUCUUUCAGACUCCUCCAGUCCCCUUUCGUUCCUUCCUUCGUCCUCGUAUCCUUGGACUCCUCUCCAGGUUUCGUUCUUCAUGGGGUCAUCUGCUCUUUCUUGUGUUUUCCACUCUUGGUUUUCCGUCUUUGUAGUAGAUUUCUUGGCUCCUCUGGUGUUCUUCUCUUUCUGUAUCACAGUUCCCCUUUUGGUGGUGGGGUGUUUCAUCUCCUCUCCUGGAUGGUUCUCCAUAGUAGUCAUCCGCAUAUUUCCCUCCGGUCUCUCUGUGCCUCUCAGCGGGCCGGUCCAUGCUCUCUGGCCUCCUGUCCUAUACCUUCUGCUCGAGAUCAGCGGGGAGCAGGCUUCUUCUUCACUCUGCUUCUUUCUUUCUGAUCCUCCCAAUCCAGGGCCUUUCUUGUCCCCUUUGAGGAUUCUUUCUUGUCAUCACCAUAGCAAGUAUUGAUUAGACAGCGAUUUAUUAGAAACCUAAUAAACCGUUGGAACACGCAAGUAUAUAUACAUAUUCGAUAUAUAUAAUAUUCGAAUAUUAAUAUUAAUAAACAAACAAACUUUGAAUAUGAUUUUUGGACAAAAGUCAAAGCCCUAGUGUCCAUAUCAAUUGCCACAUUGUAGGCAUUGAGCAGGGUGAAGGUGUACCUUUCUCUUUUCUUCCUUCUUUCGAGUUAGUCCUUUUUCUGCUUCUUCCUUGCGUUCACACGUUUGAUCGCAGCCCUUUUGCUCUCUUGUAGGGUGUAGUUCCAGGCGUCUGUGGUUAGGUUGGUGUCGACCUUCACCCCCGCAGCCCAUACUCCCCUCUACUUCCCAUUCUCUUCUAUACUUCUAGCCCAGACUCUUUGUUCUCUAGAGGACAGCGGUUUGCUUUCUUGGGCGUUUUCUGCCAAGUGCAUGGCUAGCUUAGCUCUCAGUGGGCCGGGGUGUCUGGUUUGGGUCUCGCCUUCCCUAGACCCACAGGUCGAGUGUGUCCAUUACGUCCAGAAGCACACGUACUCUGGCAAGUGCCCCUGACUGCAGCCCGCAGAUCGAGGAGGAGCUAAAUGUGGGCGGGUCUAAACGUUUAACCCAUGGUUUUACCCUCUCGGGCGCCAUCUGGUGGCGGAGAUCCGGCAGCACAUUCUCAAUCAUCAAUACAGCACAGCACAGCACAAUGACUUACCGGUAAUAUGGAAAAAGGUUCAUCUAUUUGUCAUUUCAAAUGUCUUUUUUAGUAUAGACACAUAUUAUUUCGUACACUCAAUUAUAUUAGCUAAGUCAAAUAAACCAAAGAGAGAAGACUUUGCAUCAUUGAUUUUUAUUUUCACCCCAGGCAAAGAAUUUUGAUCUGUAAAGAAGAAAAAAGUAGUAUCAAGGUAUUUUUCUGGCCCAUAGCAAGCAACCCUGUUCCCGGUUUCCAGGUCCGUCAAUUUCCCAGCGUCUAGAAAGGAAACAGAUUGCGGUUCUUAUAGGCACAAUAACAAUGCAAGAUGUGAAACAGAUAAUUGAAAUAAGUGGAUGGAUUACGCUUUAGUCUAGCAAUAGUUGACUACAAGACUAAUUAAUCACAUGACCUCUCACCUGUAGCCCUCCUUGCACUCGUCGCCGUUUUCUGUCCUGCAAUCGGUCUUCCUCAGACCUUAGUGAUUUUAUGACAACAUACAGUAACUAUGAAAACAUUCACGUUGGUCUGUUGGCAGUGCGUAAAACUGUUUUUUUUGUCAUUUGAUUCAAAAGUGUGAUAUUCAGGGCUCUUACGGCAUGGGGAAAUUCUGCAGGAGAGCGAGACACCACCUCCUAAUUUGCAGCAUGUUUUCCUUUGAAGAAGGAAAUGCAGGAAGAUGUUAAUAUGUUGUAAAAAGAAAUAACACCUUGGACACUAAGCAUAAUGUGUCACGAUUUACACAUACCUCUCUGAAAUCACAAUUGGCCCCCAUUACAAUGUACAGAGUGUACUGAAACUCAAGAGGUACUGGUUAAUAUAAUGUCAGGCGUGUUCCCAAGGAUAAUUUUUUUUCAAUACAAAUUAAUGUGGUUUUAAUGUAGCAAGCAAACAUUUUUACAGACAACAGCAAUGCUAUAACAUCCUGAUUAGGUCUUACCAUCAAAACAAACACGCCACAGUUGUUGGAGCAACCUUGCUUUGUUAGCCCUGAGGUGUGAACAAUGUAUUUUAAUAAAAGUAUGGCAAGAAAAUAGUAAAAAGUUAGCAAAUGCUAUUAUGUAAUGUCUUACCUGGACAUCAUUCACACCAAGCUCUCUCCAGGGGCCAGAAGAGAGGCUGUGAGCAACGUGUCUGUCAAAUAAUAAGCAAAGUAAAUAAAAGUAACUCAACUUCAAUUAACUUUUGUUUGAAAAGUAUGCAUAAACGCUUGGAACAAAGCCUGAACUGAAUAAGGAAGAGGUUGGAACUUCAAAUAAAAAAGUUUUCAUAACGGGCUUAAAAAGAACUGCCUGUCUCAAAAAAGAUAAAUAGUUCUGUUUCCAUCUGUUUAACGAAUCAAAAUACUGUAGUUGGAAUAUGGAAUGGAAUAUUUUAGAUCAAAUAAAAACAGAACCAUCGAUUAAAACAAACAAAAGGACAAGUGGUUCAAAACAGAACUACCACUGUCCAGAAAGGAUUAUGCGAGGUGCCCUAAAAACGUGAAUAGACUGGUUCUACUCUCAUCUCUCCAACCGCUGCCCCAGAGGGAAUCUAGGAAGAAAAUCUCCCUAGCCUGUGGCCUCAGUAUCUGUUAAAUAUUCAAAUUCAAAUAUAACCAGUUGCAGUGAGUUGUGUAAUGUUCCUGGAAUCCCAACAGAGCUGACAUGCAUUUAAUUAUUAUCGAAAAACAUUAAAAUCAGCAAUGAGGGACUUGUUGUGUAAAGAAAAGAAAGGAAGAAAAUAUAAAAGGUAUUUACACAGUGUCCAAUGUCCAGGUACGGACACUGGGAGAAUAAUCCACUGUAGACUGGCUGCAUUAUCCUGUAAAAAGACAACAAUAGCUGAAUAUUAAAUGCUCAAACUUCACUCAAUAAUGCAAAACUUUUAAACAAAUUACCGGAAGGUGAUCCAUGGCGUUCCUCGAUGAUGGUGGGAACCAAGUGGAAAGGACAUAGCUGUCUGCAGCAAACAGGUUCUCUACUCUCUAUAACAGAGAAAGUUUGCUAAAUCUCUUACUGUCAAAAUAUAUUGACUAUUGAACUAAACUAUCCAAUAAUUUUGAAUUAAAUAUUUCACAGGAGCUACACUACCUUCUCAAUCAUUUUGAGACAAGAGUUCAGGAUCUAGUAGAACACAUAAACACAAAUUAUUGGACGAUUUUGAAAAAUAUUACAUAAACCAUAUCAGCACAGCACAUUCUCUAUGCCUACCGUUCCCUCCAUGUCCCGCUGCAAACCCAGAGUCCAAAAGUCAAAGUGGGUCAGGAUGAUGUUAUUCACCAUUGCAAGGUGCUUAGUGUGACUUUUGGUCUCAUCCAAGACAUGAGACAGCUACUGGAAGAAAAGUCUUUAUACAUGUAUGAUUAUAUGAGUGACAUUCAAAUAUAACCACAGUGGCACAAUGGUUAACUUUACCAGUUGUUCCUGGCUGUCUUUGAGUUUCUGUCCCCAGCAUGCUCUGUGGGCUGAAAACUUGUGGAGACUAGGGAAGUCUCCAUGAGGUCUCUGCUCACUGUCAUCAUUUACUAGUGUAGAAAGCAACCGAAAAAUGAAAUUAAGUGUGAAAUUUCUCAUUUGAAUGAGGUGCAAAAUAGAGCCAUGACUCACACUCUUGAGACUCCUCUUGUUCUUUCCCUGAUGACCCAGUUGACAUCACGGUUGAUUGGGAGUGAGCUAUAGGAAAAACAUGCAACGGACUUCAUUGUCUAAAGUAGAUGAAGACGACAAAUGUGCAUAAAUAUUAAAUCCCAUACCUAAGACUACCAUUCCAUGGCUAUCACACUGCAUUUCAACUUCUGACUCAUACUCUUGAGAGUCUUCUUGUUCGUUCCCAUAUGACCCAAUUGACAUCGCAGCUGAUGGGGAGUGAGCUAUAGGAAAAAUAGCAACAAUCUUUAUUGUCUGAAGUAGAUGAAGACGACAAAUGUGCAUAAUUAUUCAAUCCCAUACCUAAGACAAACCUUCCAUAGCUGGCAAACUGCAAUGAAACAUCUGGAGGAACAAUCUUGCUGUACUGAUUUUUGAUUUUUUGGUUCCUUGCCAUGUUGUAAUGGUGGGGAAUGUUUCUUUGUAGAAAAAUGUGUGUUGAUGGGGUUGUCUGAUUUAAAAAGUAGUUGUUUUUUCUCAUCCCUGAAAACAGCUGCUCCGCACACUGGCUGUUAAUAAGACCAGCAAGUUCAGGCACAAGCUCCAGCUUUCUUAGAACCUCACACUGGUCUUUGCUGUUCCCCUGGUGGAACACAUCGUUCAAAGCAAA
This is a messenger RNA of Gadus chalcogrammus (walleye pollock), 7406 nucleotides long. Its product is annotated as 60 kDa lysophospholipase-like. NCBI's taxonomy places the organism in Eukaryota, Metazoa, Chordata, Actinopteri, Gadiformes, Gadidae. The transcript has 17 exons. Gene Ontology annotation, molecular function: asparaginase activity; protein binding. The record is from RefSeq and is a predicted model, not a curated record. Gene Ontology annotation, biological process: amino acid metabolic process. The coding region runs from base 95 to 1861 and encodes 588 amino acids.